Didymella exigua CBS 183.55 is the source of this 288-nucleotide messenger RNA. RefSeq lists its product as uncharacterized. NCBI's taxonomy places the organism in Eukaryota, Fungi, Ascomycota, Dothideomycetes, Pleosporales, Didymellaceae. The annotation marks the transcript as partial. The transcript has a single exon. The record is from RefSeq and is a predicted model, not a curated record.
CUCCGCUGGUACGAAGCAGCCAAGCAGCUGGGCUGGGGCAUGCUCUGCCUGAUGCCGCACGACAUCAUCACCAACUCGUGGGUUGAAAACGAUCUUCGCAUUCGCUUCUGGCACAUCUGGCUUGAGUUGGUUGUGAAGGUAAAUCCAGUCGCUCACAAGGCUAGCGGAGCAUUAGACAACUGGCUUAGCUUGGAGGGCAUCUCUGGUGGCUCUAUUAGUGGGAAGGCAACGCUGUCUAUUGAGGCAAACUCGCUGGCACCUGUGACGCAAGUGGAGGAGAUUAAAGAC